This is a messenger RNA of Actinia tenebrosa (Australian red waratah sea anemone), 5528 nucleotides long. RefSeq lists its product as uncharacterized. Gene Ontology annotation, biological process: regulation of gene expression. Gene Ontology annotation, molecular function: protein binding. The record is from RefSeq and is a predicted model, not a curated record. Gene Ontology annotation, cellular component: nucleus. NCBI's taxonomy places the organism in Eukaryota, Metazoa, Cnidaria, Anthozoa, Actiniaria, Actiniidae.
UCUAUGGAAAAGAUCAUCAUCUUGUUGAGGAAGGACUUUUUGCAAGCAUAUGGAACGCCUUCUUUUGCCUUUAAACCUUCAGUCCACUAGAGGAAACGCCUAAACUGAAAGCCAAGGGCAAGAGACGACUACAGGGAGUGUAUAAGCCAUGGCUUCAAGCCAGGAAGAAAUUGACAAUUCAUCCUACCAGUCAGAUGACCACAUCUUGUGCGAUGAUUGUGACAAACUCUACAAAGGUCACUGCCCAGAGCAUGGUCCAUUGGAGUGGAUCAAGUCAACUAGGACAGUAUCUGCCGACCACUUCUCCCCUAGUGUUGCCUCUCUACCGGAUGGUCUAGUGAUCAAGGAAUCUGGUAUCCCUGACAAUGACAUGGGUGUCUUUGCUGCAAGACUAAUUUACAAAAGGACUAUGUUUGGACCUUUUGAAGGUGUGCAGAUACCUUCUAGUGAAAUACGAGAUGUCAAGAAUUUGACCUACUCAUGGGAUAUUCUUCAGAAUGGUAUCUCUAAUUUUGUUCUCGAUGGAACAGACGAAAAGAAAAGUAACUGGAUUCGCUACGUGACUUACGCUCGAGAUAAACGGGAACAAAACUUGAUAGCCUUUCAGUACCAAGGAGAAAUAUUCUAUCGUACAUUUAGAGACGUCUAUCCUGGCGAAGAACUGAUGGUCUGGUAUGAAGAUGAAUACAGCUGUUCUUUAGAUGAACUACCRCAGGAGUUUCCGCAAGAUCAGGUGCCCGAGUUUGCCUGUCAGCGUUGUCGAUUGGUAUUCGCAGGAACAACAUAUAUUUACAAGCACCACAAGUUCCGGUGCCCCGGUGGUCCUUUAGCUUGCACAUACGGUGCUCGCACUACAGGACUUGUUGGCGCCUUGUUCCGCUUACCUGUCGCGAUUGCAAACGACACUUGGUCGAGUCCAGUCCCCAGCAACAAUGAUUACAAGCCUCGAUCUGAUGARUCACACCAUUCAAGACGAAAAAGAAAACCCAGGAAGCUUCCUCGUCCAUCCGAUAACGAGGAAGCUUGGAACCCAGAACAGCCUUUUGGUCCUCCACCAAUCGCGGAACUGAACCAUAACGAGACUGACUCAAACCAAAAUAGAACAACCAUGGUGAUGUUGCCACCAGAAGCCAAGGCCUUUGAUGCGCAUCCAGAUUUUAUCAUAAAUAAUGAAGAGGCUAUAGAACCUGAAGAUUAUGCUUAUGAGAACUAUUUAAGAAGAUUGAACACCAAAGAUAGUAUUACUGAUUAUCAAGAAAAACGACCACGGCUAGAUGGCGAGACGUGUGUAGAUGAAGAAGACUCCAAAUAYCCAUAUCGUUGUAACGAGUGUGGGAAAUCAUUUGCACGUCCAGUAUGGUGGGCCAAGCACGAGUCACGCUGUCGCAAGAAAUAUGCGAAAAUUAAAGAUAAUGCUAAUCAUAGUACCGGCACAUCCAUCGUCGUGGAAAGCCUUUCUUCUACCAUUGAUCAGAUCAGCAAUACAAAACAGGUUAAACCAAGAAAAGAGCCCUACAAAUGUGGAUACUGCGACAAGAAAUUCGCUUGUCCUUCUUGGAUGAGAAGGCAUGAAAAAGUCCAUACUAAAAACUUAAAGACAAAGAGCAUAGCAACUGCUCACAGGAAGCCAGGAAAUGAAGACCCACCRCAUCCSUACGAGUGCGUCGACUGUGGCAGAACAUUUGCUGUUGCAGCUUGGCUCACACGUCACCGAGCAACUAUUCAUCCAAACAGCAAAGCACAAACUACUAAACCGAGGCUGCAACCCCGGRGACACGUGUGUAGGGAUUGUGGUAGAGGAUUCGCAGUAGCUGCCUGGCUUACCCGUCACAGAAUGACUGCUCACAAGAAUAAUGUUUCCAAGAAACAUUUCUGUGGUAUAUGUGGCAGAUCCUUUGCGGUAGCCUUCUGGCUGACGAGACAUCUGAAAAUCCAUGAGGGCUCUGAGCARAAGAAUGCUGAUACUUUGGGUGUGAAAUCCAAACCAAUCAACCCUGUUGUGUCCAUUAAGUCAAAGAAGCCGAUGACCUUACCUUGGGUUUGUGGACAAUGUGGCCUUAGCUUUAGGUUUGAAUCAUGGCUUAAAAGACACCAGAAAAAUAACAAACAUACCAAUGGGUUUUACCAAAUACCUAAAGCCGAAGAUAUAGACCAGUUAUUGGUGUGUGAGCGUGAAGGAUGUGGAAAGUCAUUCAAGACCAGGAGACUACUGGGCCGGCACAGGCGAAGACAUCUUAAGAAGGAUAAAGCAAAUGAUGUGACUGAAUCUUYGAGGCAACUUUCAGCACCAACAGCACCUCCUUUUAUCUGUCAAUAUYCCAACUGUGGAAAAUCCUACUCAACUAAACGAAUGUUGACGAGACACAUGCAGAAUCACGUUAAGUCAGAGGAAUCAAUGGUGGUUGACGUAGAUGCCGUUGUUGAUUCCUCUGAGUGUCAGUUUYGUAAGAAAGUUUUCAGUACGAAGGACUUGCUGAAUAGACACAUCAAACGAAUGCACGGCAAGGCGCUUUCAGCCUUAGGAGGAGRUGAGAGUAAAGCCGUAUUAGCAGACAUGGAGACCAAAAGCGUAGCUAAAUCUGGUAGUAAAUCUGCUCACACAUGUAAAUUCUGCCACAAAGUGUUCUCAUAUCCAUUACUGUUGCAAAGACAUUUGAAACGACAUASAAAGAACGAACAGACUCGAAAGAACCUCACCAAGGCACUAAAUAUUCCCCAAGACGCGGCCUCACCGGGAGUCGAGAAACAAAGUUACGUCUGUGAAAUCUGCAAUGUAUCAUUUAAGRGUCUGCACAUAUUGAACAAGCACAUGGAAAAACACCUCGGGGAAAAAAGGUCUUCACAAGAAAAGGCUUCAACAAAGACUGCUAAACCCGACCCGGAACAUCCAUAUCAGUGUGACCAGUGCGAGCGAAAAUUUGCAGCAUCAUUUUGGCUGACGAGACAUAAGAAUGAACACAAGAAAGAAGAAGAAGCAGCAGCAAUAAAACAUUCGAACCCUGUCGAUCCCAAGCUUCCUUUCCAGUGCGAGGAAUGUGGAAGGGGAUUCGCCGUAGCAUUCUGGCUAACAAGGCACAAAAGGGAACACGUGAGUUUAUCUUCUUCAGAAAAAGAAGUAGACGAACCAGUUCCAGUAACCAAAGGUAAAUCCAAGGUCUACGUGUGCGAUACUUGUGGCAAAGAAUUUAUCUGGCCCUCUUGGUUAGUGAAGCAUCGCAGGGUCCACAAGAGAAAAAUCACAGAAAUUAAAACAUUAGAGCGUCCUUUCAAAGAGAAACGGAUUAAAAAGAAGAAAGCUGUCGAGAAACAGACUCCAGUGAAUUACGACGGAGUUAAAGCAAGCAAGUGUUUUGAAAUGUUUGAGGAAAAUGGCGUUAAACAGUACCGUUGUACGAUCUGUGGAAAGGCAACUGUUUGGCACACAGGAAUUGUUUAUCACAUCCGAGUCCAUCAUACCAAGGAAAAGCCAUUCAAGUGUCGCGUUUGUGGAAAGGAUUUUCAUAUGGCCGGCGAUUUAACAAAACAUGCACGGAGGCAUUCUGGAGAAAAACCAUUUUAUUGUCAACAUUGCAAGAAACGAUUCACUACCUCACAGCAGGCAAGCAAGCAUGCAGCUAUCCACUCUUCUGAAUUGCCUUUUCAUUGUAAACAUUGUGGAAAGAGGUAUCGUGAUCGUAGUUCCGUGUGGCGACACAUUGCGAAAAAAUCAUGUCCCGGCGCCCAAGGACUUGCAUCAACCACCCCUAAGGUCCAUUCCAAAGAGCAGCAUUCUCCAAAAACUCCUAUCGUUGAGAAAAAGAAUGCUACGUCGAAAAAGCAACAGAUAGAAGAGCCAAAGCCCCGUAAUCAGCCUCGUGCACAAAAGAAACCCCUUGCACAACUUGCUAAAUCGGUUCAGAGCGGCAAGAWAAAUGUUACAAACAAGAAGAAAACCAAGAAAGUUUCACAUGACUGCAAAAACUGUAACAAGACAUUUGGCCAGCUCGAUGAAUUUAAAGCUCAUAUAGAAAGCUACGCUAAAGCUGGUCAGAUMGUUUGUGAAUAUUGUGGCAAAUGCUGGGCAAGAACCGCUGAUCUUACCAGACAUCUGCGAGUACACACAGGAGAACGACCCUAUCUUUGCCCAGACUGUGGUCUGGGUUUCAAGGUGUCCGACGCUUUGAAACGCCAUAUGUUGAAGUUACAUCCCAAGUCAACCAAAACUAUGAUAAGGAUAAAAACUGAACCAUCAAAGACUGAAGUCGUUGACCACAACAUGCUUCACGGCAACGCCACGGAUAACAAAAAGGCUAAACAAAUCUCUGAGAAUGAUUAUCAGAAUCAUCCAUCCUCAGGUGGAAGAAAGCGUGCACAAGAGAAAAAAACUGUUAACGCCGUGAUAAAAAAUACCGACGGAAAUCUUCAAAACAACUCCGGAAAGCCUUCAUCGGAACGAACUAGUUUGAACGACUCUGGACGUAAAAGGCGCGCUCGUCCUAAACAUGCUGACAAUCUUUUGGGGACCAGUUUUCCAGAAUACAUCAAAAGCCAUGUUAAAAGUAAUUCUUUAAAAGAAUGUAAAACAAAUGAAAAUACUAAAGAAGGUGCUGAGCCAAAACAAAGUGAAGAUUUAGUUGAAAGUUCUGGAAAACAACUUCAAAUUAACGAGUGCGAGACAUUUCCUUCCAAUGACGGGGCUGCCUUGGAUAACAGGGAACAUGAUAAGUCGAGCCAAAUGAACGAGAGCUUGAUAGAUAUUUCCGUAGAAUAUCCUGAAGGAGAUUCUAAACAGCUUUUGUCAGAAACUUUCAACACCUCAAAGAAUGUGGAACGCGAUCAAGAAGAUAAUAGUGAAGAUGGCUCAUCCCACCCUCUUGAAGAACAUCGUGAGGGCGUAUCUGAGGAGCGUCCCCCUGGAGCAUCAGUUGGUAAAGCAUUUGAAAAGAAAAAUAGGAAAGACAUUCAUUCCUAUCAAAAGCAAGUCAAUACUGACAACCAAAUAAAUGUGGCCAAGAAAGAGAAAAGUGAAGAGCCCAAGGAUCGACCACCUGUAACUAAAAAUAAGCGUUCUGGUAAGAGUUCUUGCAGCAACAAAGGUCGCAGGUGYGAGUUUUGUGGAAAAGUAUUCUCAGCAGCUGGUAACCUUGCACGUCAUGUUCGACUUCAUACCGGUGAAAAGCCCUUUCAGUGUAAAGAAUGUGGAGAGUCCUUUAUGCGUACGGAUAUCUUGUCUCAACAUAUGGUGAAGUACCAUACGUAGAAAGGAUGCCAUGGUAAUCUAGAUUCUUAUAUUGGUAAUUUGUAUUCAUUGACAAGAGCUACUAGUUGUAAUCACUUGAUUCUUGGUGAAGCAAGAUCUCCAAAGUCCUAGUACCAAAGUCUUGUUGCGUUCGGAUUAUCCAUAUUUCAGGACACGUGCAAUGGACUUAGUUAAGAAACUCAUCGCUGAAGCAAAAUAUCUUAGAUAGAUUCCACUGCUGUUAUGUACAGGAACAUUCAUUGAAGUUCAAGUUGGAGGAAAGAACAAAUAUAUCAACUUCUUUAAAGAA